ACAAGCUAUACCAUCAACAUGGGCAGGAUCAUCUUCUACGAGGAUAAAAACUUCCAGGGUCGUUCCUACGACACUAGCAGCAACUGCAAUGACCUGAACAUGCACCUGAGUCGCUGCAACUCCUGCAGGGUGGACAGUGGCUGCUGCAUUGUCUAUGAUCGCGCCAACUUCAUGGGGAACCAGAUGUUCCUCAAGAGGGGCGAGUACUCGGACUUCCAGCGUCUGGGCAGCAUGGGCAUGUUUGAUGGCGUCCACUCCUGUCGCAUGAUCCCCAUGCACAGAGGAUCUUACAGGAUGCAACUCUUUGAGAGGGAGAACUUCGGAGGUCAGAUGCACGAGCUGAUGGAUGAUUGUGAUUCCAUCCAAGAGCGUUACCGCAUGUCCGACUUCCAGUCCUGCAACGUGAUGGACGGCCACUGGCUGAUGUACGAGCAGCCCCACUACAGAGGCAGGAUGAUGUACCUGAGGCCUGGAGAGUACAGGAACUUCAAGGAGAUGGGAAUGGGCAACAUGAUGAGAUUCAGCUCUAUGAGGCGUAUCGUGGACAUGUGUUAA
Osmerus eperlanus (European smelt) is the source of this 555-nucleotide messenger RNA. RefSeq names its product gamma-crystallin M3-like. The transcript is spliced from 3 exons. The record is from RefSeq and is a predicted model, not a curated record. Gene Ontology annotation, biological process: visual perception; lens development in camera-type eye. Lineage: Eukaryota; Metazoa; Chordata; Actinopteri; Osmeriformes; Osmeridae. The coding region runs from base 19 to 555 and encodes 178 amino acids. Gene Ontology annotation, molecular function: structural constituent of eye lens.